AUGGCGGACUGGGAGGAGCGUGGCUUUGCCAGUUACCGUGAGUGUAUGCUUGCUGACAAGGCUAAGUAUGGUGUCUGUGGACAAACUAUGGCUGAUCGUCGUAGGCAGGAAGAGCGCUGCCUGAAUGCAGAAAGACUUGACAUGCUUGCUGCCAGAAAGGAAGCAGAAGAGAAGGAGUUCGAUGAGGAUGUUGAAGUUGUGGAGCCCAAUGCCAAUCUGGCAGGACGCUUCAAGCAAGCAGCUGCAACUCUCCCUGGCUUCUCGCAGCGUCCCAACUCCCAGAGGCAGUUCCAGGAGCAUCUUGCCCAAGAAAAGGCGGCUGCGGAAGCUCCCGGAAGGAAGAAAGAUGACCUCAAUCCAGCUCAGAGAGAGGCUCUUACUCAACUUGAAGAGCUCAUUUACAGUGAUGAUGAUGAGCUUGGUUUGGAUACACCCAAAACAGGGAUCGAGAUGUUGUACAUUGAAGAGAACAACGCCAAGUUCGUGUUGGUCGCUGCAUCCCAAGGGUUGAAGCAGCUGGAUGGACGUGUGAUGGCAGAUUUGGAAAAUGAUCCCAUCUACCGUGACAUGCCACCUGGUCUCAAGAGCCUUUACCACCCCCAGAUCAAGCACUUGAAGAAGGAAGUUGAACGUCGCAGCAUGCUGACCAAGCAGAAAGUCAGGAUGAAGUCGGCCAAUAAGACCUCGAUCAUGGGAUGGUUGAAGAUGAAUCCUGACCAGGACAAGUACAACGUAAGCUGGAUCCGUCAAGAGGAAACCAAGAUGUACCUGGAACUUAAGGCCGCCAAGGAAGAGAGUGAUGCACAGGAGAAAGAGAAGUUGAAGAACGCAAACUGGAGUGUCCCAGCACCAUUCUUGCGUCUGGCUUGCUGCUUGGUUCAUGAUAAAGUCAAGAGCGCACUUAUGAUGAAGGAUGCCACUCUUCUUCGUGAUGAAUUGGAUGCUCGAAACAACCAGGAACGUCCCAAACUGUGGAAUGAACUGGCAGCCGAAGUGUACAAUGACAACACUGUGGUCUUCUACACUGAAGCUCUUCCAGAGCUCCACAUGUUCUUCGCAGAGCCCAUUGAGCUUAAGUUCGAAGAAAUGCCUGGCGGAGCGGUCACCCCGGAAGAAGUCAAGACUCGCUGGGGCGAUUGCCGUGCCCGUUUGAUUGCUAUCAUCAUGGAUUGGGAACGAUCCGGAAACGGCUUUGGCCAGCGAGACCAGAAAGAUAAGAGCUGGGGUCACUUCUCGCCUGAUCAUUUGAACUUGGAAGCUGGUGAUAAUCGUGCCAGUUUCAUCAGGCCCGCACUUGGUCACCGCCUCUACCAUUUGUACCUUUGGCACUUGGCUGACAAGGAAGGAAUUCUCAUGCAUGUGUUGAAUGUGUUGGCGAAAGACGUGGGAGGUGACAGUGACAACAUUCCCGGUGGUACCUCCCAAGUGCAGCGUCGUCGCAAGCGAAUUGAUGAGGGCAAGGAAGAGACCAAGCGCCGCAACAACUUCAGGACUGCUGUGUCCUCCUCGCUCAAAGACAUUGCUGUCUCCAAUCGUCUUCUCGCUGUUGAUACGGCCAUCGCCAACAAGGAAGAAGGAAUUCGUCAUGAAGAAACCAAGGUUCACCAGUUCAACCUGGCCAAGCUCAGGGAACGCACUGAGGAAUUGCGUGAUUACUAUGGAACUCUCAUUGAUCACCACAAGGACCGUGUUGGAGACUUGUACGAUGAGUUGGCUGCCCUCAAGCAAGAGCGUGUUGCCUGCAUGACGGCGGCUCCUCCAGUUGAAGAAGAAGAGAACCAUGGCGAUGACGAGGAGUGA
Seminavis robusta is the source of this 1800-nucleotide messenger RNA. The record is from the annotation of a GenBank genome assembly. Lineage: Eukaryota; Bacillariophyta; Bacillariophyceae; Naviculales; Naviculaceae.